AUGCGAAAAUCAACCAAUGAUUGUAUGCAAACUUGGAAGAAACGAGCUGAUCUUGAUGAUGGCAAAGAAACAUGGAUUGAUGCCAACAAGAAAAAAGGUUUUCUUUGGGGCUUUCAUAGUGUUGACAUUCAUCCAGCUCAAGUUAAUCUAUCCGAUUCAGGACAUCGACGUGCAUUGGAGGAUAUACAUCAUCUAAAUUAA
Molecule: messenger RNA, 201 nt
Organism: Adineta ricciae
Lineage: Eukaryota; Metazoa; Rotifera; Eurotatoria; Adinetida; Adinetidae
Source: the annotation of a GenBank genome assembly